AUGGCUCCUGCAAUAGCUCAUGCUGUCCCUGUCCCCCCCUUCCCCUCCUUCAGGUGGGACAGCAUUAGUCUCAUCCCGUUGCUCUUCCUCCUCACAGGCACGCUGGCUAACAAAGUGAAGAGGAAGGACACGCUCGCUAUCAAGCUGGGGAACGUGACCACCCCGCAGGAGGAGAAGGUUGUCUUCCCUCGGAAGAGCAAGGAGGAGUGGAACGAAAUCCGGCACCAGAUUGGGACGACGCUGAUCAGGCGACUGAGUCAGAGACCGACAGCGGAAGAACUGGAGCAGAGGAACAUACUUCAACCGAAAAAUGAAGCUGACCGUCAAGCUGAGAAGCGAGAGAUCAAACGCCGGCUCACCAGAAAGCUUAGCCAAAGGCCCACGGUGGCAGAGCUGCAGGCCAGGAAGAUCCUGAGGUUUAACGAAUAUGUGGAAGUAACGGACGCUCAGGACUACGACCGGCGAGCAGAUAAGCCAUGGACAAAGCUAACGCCGGCUGACAAGGCUGCCAUCCGGAAGGAGCUGAAUGAGUUUAAGAGCUGUGAAAUGGAAGUCCAUGAGGACAGCAAGCAGUUCACGAGGUACCAUCGACCAUAAUCUUCCAAGAAGGGAGCAAGAGACCUGAGAGUCCUGGAAGUUCUCUGCGUCCCUCUCCUAGGCAAUACAGCGAGGGUGGAACCUCGGCUCUUCCAAGGUUUGCCUUCAAAAACAUAUCCAGAAAAAAAAAAAAGGGCUUUCGGCCAGGGAAGGGGGAAUAAUCCUGUCUGAAUGUAGCAUUUCACUGGAACAAACACGUCUUGAGUGCCAUCAGGCUGGAACUGAACACUAUACCUCGCGCUGCUCAGCGAUACGUCUCCGCUCCCUUUCUCAGCCCGGACCGGUCCAGUUCUCAGCUGUAUAGACUCCUUUCGGGGACAAGACUCCUUCCUUUCCUCCUCCUUUACCUAGAGGAAAAAGUAAGGGGGGUGAAAACAACAAAACAACAAAAAAAGGCAGCUCUAGUGUUGGAAAGCUGAGGAACGGCGAGUGGAUGUGCUCGGAAGCACGUGUGUAUAUUAGCUGUGUACAGAGAACCCCCCGCAGACGCUGACCUGGAAGACAACCGACACGCCGCUCGUUAAUUUUUUAAUUUUUUGGGGAGGGGAGGGGGGUUUCGCUUGCGUCUCUGUCACGUCCUUAAAUGUCCUGAAUCACUACUGACCAACGGUUUUGUUGUCCUGGAAGGGAAUUGUAUAGAUUAUUAACAUAUGCUGCAUCUUUUUGUAAAAAAAAAAAAAAGAAAAAAAAAAAAAAACAAACCCCAAAAACCCAGAACU
Calidris pugnax (ruff) is the source of this 1316-nucleotide messenger RNA. Its product is annotated as phosphatase and actin regulator 4-like. The transcript is spliced from 7 exons. Gene Ontology annotation, biological process: actin cytoskeleton organization; neural crest cell migration. Bases 1 to 597 code for a protein of 198 amino acids. NCBI's taxonomy places the organism in Eukaryota, Metazoa, Chordata, Aves, Charadriiformes, Scolopacidae. Gene Ontology annotation, molecular function: actin binding. The record is from RefSeq and is a predicted model, not a curated record.